Molecule: messenger RNA, 369 nt
Organism: Suillus subalutaceus
Lineage: Eukaryota; Fungi; Basidiomycota; Agaricomycetes; Boletales; Suillaceae
Exons: 1
Coding region: 1-369 (122 amino acids)
Source: RefSeq, a predicted model, not a curated record
AUGGUUGCGGCCUCCUCAGUAUCGACCCUGAGCGCAGAUACCUCGGCCCAGACAUCUGAACUAGAUCUGAACUUGCAAGCUGGUACACAUCACGGAGUCACUGGUGCCUUGUCGGACUCGAGUGAUUUCCCGGUUGACACGACUAUAGUGGUACGAUCUAUCGCGGUCAUGCAUCUUCCAUUCCGCGUUAGCAACUAUUCGCGCACUAUGAUGAUGAUCAAGGUGAUACCCUCCCUGUCAUCUUACUGCGACCAUGUGGAGCUGAUGCUGACGGCUCCCACGUUCGAACAGAUGCCAGACUCAUCAGAUGAUGAGAAGGUUGUGCUGCGCAGCCACCUGUGCACUGCUCGCUUCCACUUCCGCCAUUAA